Molecule: messenger RNA, 1385 nt
Organism: Ictidomys tridecemlineatus (thirteen-lined ground squirrel)
Lineage: Eukaryota; Metazoa; Chordata; Mammalia; Rodentia; Sciuridae
Product: olfactory receptor 8C8
Biological process (GO): G protein-coupled receptor signaling pathway
Cellular component (GO): membrane
Molecular function (GO): G protein-coupled receptor activity; olfactory receptor activity
Source: RefSeq, a predicted model, not a curated record
UCAGAAGCUAUGGAAAAUGACUCCUCUGUGACAGAGUUCAUCCUUAUGGGACUAACUGACCAACCUGAGCUGCAGCUGCCCCUGUUUUUCCUGUUCUUGGUGAACUAUGCUGUCACUGUGGUGGGAAACUUAAGCUUAAUGAAUUUAAUUUUCCUGAAUUCACACCUUCACACCCCCAUGUACUUUUUCCUCUUCAAUUUGUCCUUCAUUGACUUCUGUUAUUCAUUUGUCUUCACCCCCAAAAUGUUGAUGAGCUUUGUUUCAGAGAGGAACAUCAUCUCCUUUGCAGGAUGCAUGACUCAGUUAUUUUUCUACUGCUUUUUUGUGAACUCCGAGUGCUAUGUGCUGACAGCCAUGGCCUAUGAUCGCUAUGUGGCCAUCUGUCAGCCUCUGCUGUACAGGGUGGUCAUGUCCCCUAGGGUCUGUUCUCUGCUGAUGUUGGGUUCUUACUUGAUGGGGUUUGCUGGUGCCAUGGUGCACACAGGGUGUAUGAUCAGGCUCAGCUUUUGUGAUUCUAACCUUAUUAACCAUUAUAUGUGUGACAUUGUCCCACUGCUCCAGCUCUCCUGCAGCAGCACAUAUGCCAAUGAACUUGCAAAAUCUGUUGUCGUGGGGACAGUUAUCAUUGUAUCUAGCCUCAUUAUCUUCAUUUCCUAUGCUUUGAUUCUUUACAAUAUCAUUCAUAUAUCUUCAGCUAAGGGUUGGUCCAAAGCCAUGAGCACCUGUGGUUCUCACAUAGUAGCUGUUGGCCUGUUCUAUGGAUCUGGGCUGCUCACUCAUGUCAAGCCAUCAUCUUCUGGGUCUGUGGACCAGGGGAAAUAUUUCUCACUUAUUUACACUUUUGUGGUGCCAGCGCUGAACCCUCUCAUUUACAGCCUCAGGAACAAGGAUGUCAAAGUUGCUCUGAAGAGAACCCUAAAGAGAGUCACAAACUGAGCAGAACCAGUGGGGAUGCCUUAGUUUCUAUUCCCUUUAUUGAAUUUUGUUGCUUCUUGCUCCUUCUACUUACUUUCCUUCUCUUCUUUCUUCUGUUCAUUUUUCCUUAAAGACCGGGUAGUAUUCUGAUGUAACAACUUUCCCUCUCUCAUCAUACGACAUAACCAUGUGGGCUUAGUGGCUUUGCGAGUCCCGUCCAAGGAGGCUUCAACCUGAUCUUUAUUUCCCAUAUAAAAUGAGCCACUGGGAUGAUAUUUUUUCUAUCUAAAGAUAACAUGACCUCCUGUUUUCAUUCUUGUAUAUCUUCUCUAUCCAGGGAAGCCCAAGGAGUUAUGUUUUUUCUGACAAGUUCAUUUAUUUCUUGAUCUUCAGGGACAAUUGUACAAAAUUUUUCCAGUUUUUGGUGUUUUAUUACCUAUAACUGGAUGAAAACAGAGGUCAAGGCAAAA